CCAAACCACACCCACUCCGCCGCACCCACAGGAAGAGAAGAGGAGUGAGAGAACGAGGUAGGAGCUGCGCCGCGCAAGAACCAGAACCAGAAGCAGAGCAAGACGCGGGGGCCGAUCCAUGGGCGACCUGGCACUCUCUCCACGCACCGUGUAAAUCGCCCAAAUCUCACUCGCUCCGGUACCAAGUCAGUCCACCAGUCUACCCCAUCCACCCCACCCGCCGCGGCCCAGGGCGAGAGUCAAACCGGAACUGCAUUUGCCGCCGACCGUUGCCACCUCCACCACGCCGGCGGGCGGCGGCGGCAGCCACGGCGCCAGGGAUGAAGGGAGGCGGCGGCGCCGCCGCCGGGAAGGAGACCGCCACCGGCUCCUUCCUCCGCUUCCUCCUCCUGCUCCUCCUCCCCCUCACCGCCCUCUACUUCUUCUACACCCUCCACCUCCUCCUCGCCUCCGCCGCCUCCUCCGCCGCCACCUCCUCCUCCAACUGCCCGCCCGACUCCACCACCGCCCGCCUCUCCACCACCAACCGCACCGCCGCCGCCACCGCCACCACCACCACCGCCACGGCCACGACGCUGCAGCACGUGGUGUUCGGCAUCGCGGCGUCGGCGCGGUACUGGGACAAGCGCAAGGAGUACAUCAAGACGUGGUGGCGGCCGCGGGGCGCCAUGCGCGGGUACGUCUGGCUAGACCGCGCCGUCCCCGACUCCAACCUCUCCACCUCCGCCACCGGCCUCCCCGCCCUCAAAAUCUCCUCCGACACCGCCGCCUUCCCCUACACGCACCGCCGGGGCCACCGCUCCGCCAUCCGCAUCUCGCGCAUCGUCUCCGAGACCUUCCGCCUGAACCUCCCCAACGUGCACUGGUUCGUCAUGGGCGACGACGACACCGUCUUCUUCCCGGACAACCUCCUCGCCGUCCUCAACAAAUUCGACCACCGCCAGCCCUACUACAUCGGGUCCCUCUCCGAGAGCCACCUGCAGAACAUCUACUUCUCCUACGGGAUGGCCUACGGCGGCGGCGGGUUCGCCAUCAGCCGCCCGCUGGCCGAGUCCCUCGCGCGGAUCCAGGACGGCUGCAUCCGCCGCUACCCGGCGCUCUACGGCAGCGACGACCGGAUCCAGGCCUGCAUGGCGGAGCUCGGCGUGCCGCUCACCAAGCACCCCGGCUUCCACCAGUACGACGUCUACGGGGACCUCCUCGGCCUCCUCGCCGCGCACCCCGUGGCCCCCAUCGUCACCCUGCACCACCUCGACGUCGUCGCGCCACUAUUCCCAAACUCUCCCUCCCGGCCCGCCGCGGUCCGCAGGCUCUUCGCCGGGCCCGUCAAGCUCGACCCGGCGGGGAUAAUGCAGCAGUCCAUCUGCUACGACGGCGCCAACCGCUGGACGGUGUCCGUGGCCUGGGGCUUCGCCGUGCUCGUGUCCAGGGGCGUCACCUCGCCGAGGGAGAUGGAGAUGCCGGCCAGGACGUUCCUCAACUGGUACCGCCGCGCCGACUACACCGCCUACGCGUUCAACACCAGGCCACUCGCGCGCACCCCGUGCCACAAGCCCGCCGUCUACUACCUCACGCCGGACGCGCGCGGCGGCGGGGAGACAACGGUCACGCGCUACCAGCGGUGGCGCCCCGCCAACGAGACGCGGCCACCGUGCCGCUGGAAUAUCACCGACCCGGACGCGCAUCUCGACCGCAUCGUCGUGCUCAAGAAGCCUGACCCGGGGAUAUGGGACCGGUCACCGAGGAGGAACUGCUGUAGAGUGAUGUCGUCGCCCAAGGGUGCGAGGAAGACGAUGACCAUCGACGUGGGCGUCUGCAGGGACGGCGAGUUCAGCCAAGUAGUUUAGUCUGUCCAGACAGAGGAGAGUAGGACGAUUCUAUAAAUUUUUUCUCUACCUGUAAUUCUUGCUGGAAGAUAACAAACGAGACCCUCGUUUGGUCA
Lolium perenne is the source of this 1942-nucleotide messenger RNA. RefSeq lists its product as uncharacterized. Lineage: Eukaryota; Viridiplantae; Streptophyta; Magnoliopsida; Poales; Poaceae. The record is from RefSeq and is a predicted model, not a curated record.